AUGGCCUUGAACGUGCUUGGUAAUGAUGGCGCUCAGGAAAUCUCUCACGUUGAAGACGACAAGAACGGAGAGUCGCGGCUUGUUGAUAUCGAUGAUCGCGAGGAGUACUUCGUGAAACCGUUGUACACAUACUACUGUAAUUGUGGCCAGAUGGCAAUGAUCAGUGACUGUUUACUUAUUCGUAUGCCUCUACGUAAGCGAGACGGUGCCAGGGUCAUUGAUCCAGAGAGAACUACUGCAAAGACGUUUUCUGCUCAGGGCGAUACCGUAUAUGUUCAAAGGCCGGAGGGAUUGGAGCAGCAGUACCGUAAAAAUUGUAAAGGCUGUGGUGUCCCCCUCUUCUAUCAACAUCCAUUCAAUUUGAAACUGGUUUUCAUAUUUCGAGAUGCAUUGCUUUCUGCCCAGGAAGUUGGUGGAUUCAGUGGAAAUAAUGAAGAGCAGCGCGCAAAGAAGAUUAUAAUGAAGAGGAACGUUAAAAACCAAGGAAAAAUGGGAUCAGUUACUGUCUCUACGAUGGAGGGAGAAGAAGAGGAGGAAAUCGAAGCUCGCGAAACGGCUGAGUCAUACUCCAUGAACGCUCGUAUUGUGCGGGACGCUUUGAAGCGGAAAGGAAUGAUAAGAGACAAGUUGUUGGGCCGUGAAAUUUCAGGAGGCCCUGCUCCUAAAAAGAGAGGAACGCUUCUGUGA
This is a messenger RNA of Cooperia oncophora, 687 nucleotides long. Lineage: Eukaryota; Metazoa; Nematoda; Chromadorea; Rhabditida; Trichostrongylidae. The record is from the annotation of a GenBank genome assembly.